GGUCUGGCUCCUGCCUUGGGCGCCAUCUUGGAUUUGGGGACAACUGGAGUGAGUGAGUGAGAAGGCAGAGGAGCCCAGGAGGCGAGAGAGGGGAGGGGGGGCCGGAUAGCGCCAGGCCCCCCAUCCCCACAGUACUCCACAUCACCGACCCCACCCUCUGCCGUAGAGAGGUAGCCCCUCCCCUUUCCCUAGCCCCCCGCCCCGCAGGGCUCCCUGGACCUUGGGAGGAUUUCUGGGGCUCCUGUAGAACCAGCCCGCCCCCGUCCGCCCACCCCGCCCCGGCCCCUCCUGACCCCCCGCCCCAGUUUCCCCGUGAGGGCGGUGGCGCGUUCCGCUUCAGAGGUGCAACCCUGAGUCCCUCCGCAUCCAUUACCUGUGGGUCCUUUAUAGCUCACCCCACCUGAAAUAUAUGACAGGGGCUGCAGCGUCCCACUUAGCCCGCGUCUUCUUUCCCUUAAUAGGCUUCCCUUUCGCUUCCCAAAGAGUCGUCUGUCGGUAGGGCCUCUUGUCUGAUAGAGAUUUCCCCGCCUCUAAUUUUGGAUAUUCUCUCUUCUCCCCCCCCCCUCCCUGAAGAGUCUCGGUAGAAUUGGGUCCGCUAGGAGACUCUUCAUUCACCUUUUCAAAGGGAUGCCCCCACCCUUUCCCUUUAAGUAGAGCCCCCUGCACGUCUUUGCUUCUGCGGAUCCUUUCUUCCCUAGCCAAGCAAGAGAGAGGGAGAUACUCUAGGUGCCCUAUGUCUCCUACGCAGAGGCCUCCCUCGUCCAGGGGAGCCAGUGACAGUUCCCUCUAAACCCUCUUCCUUGAUUGGAGGAGUUGGGGAAGAGGAGGAGGAGGUCGGGGGUGUACUCCCCACCCCCAAUAUCCUGGAGCUGGAGCCGCAAGGGGAACAGUAUCAAGGCAGCUGCCGAGACUUACAGGAGAAGGGCAAAGGUGAAGCCCAGCCUCCUCCACGGUCGCCAUGCCGUCUAAUGCCCGGGCUGGCAGCUUGAAGGACCCUGAGGUGGCUGAACUGUUCUUCAAGGAUGACCCCGAAAAGCUCUUUGUUGACCUGCGGGAGAUCGGUCAUGGCAGCUUUGGAGCAGUCUACUUUGCCCGAGACAUACGUAACAAUGAAGUGGUGGCCAUCAAGAAAAUGUCCUACAGUGGGAAGCAGUCUAACGAGAAAUGGCAGGAUAUUAUCAAAGAGGUGAAAUUUCUGCAAAAGCUGCGGCACCCAAACACCAUUGAAUACAAGGGCUGCUAUCUCCGGGAACAUACAGCAUGGCUGGUGAUGGAGUACUGCCUGGGCUCUGCCUCGGACUUGCUGGAAGUGCACAAGAAACCGCUGCAGGAAGUAGAGAUUGCAGCCAUAACACACGGUGCCCUGCAGGGGCUUGCAUACCUGCAUUCGCACAACAUGAUCCACAGAGAUGUGAAAGCUGGGAAUAUCCUGCUGACUGAGCCAGGACAAGUGAAACUGGGGGACUUUGGUUCAGCCUCCAUCAUUGCUCCCGCUAACUCCUUUGUUGGCACCCCAUACUGGAUGGCGCCCGAGGUGAUCCUAGCCAUGGACGAGGGGCAGUACGACGGCAAGGUGGAUGUCUGGUCACUUGGCAUCACAUGCAUCGAACUUGCGGAGCGCAAACCACCCCUCUUUAACAUGAAUGCUAUGAGUGCCUUAUACCACAUCGCCCAGAAUGAUUCUCCGCUGCUCCAGUCCAGUCACUGGUCUGAAUAUUUCCGGAACUUUGUGGAUUCGUGCCUGCAGAAGAUCCCCCAGGACCGCCCAACCUCUGAUGUGCUGCUCAAGCAUCGCUUCCUCUUGAGGGAACGUCCCCAGACAGUUAUCAUGGACCUGAUCCAGCGAACCAAGGAUGCUGUGCGGGAGCUGGACAACCUGCAGUACCGCAAGAUGAAGAAAAUCCUUUUCCAGGAGGCACAGAAUGGCCCAAAUGCAGAGGCACCAGAAGAGGAGGAGGAGGUGGAGCAGUUUCUCCACCGUACAGGCACCAUCAACAGCAUGGAGAGUAGCCAUUCGGUGCCCAGCAUGUCCAUCAGCGCUAGCAGCCAGAGCAGCAGCGUCAACAGCCUGGCGGAUGCCUCCGAUGAUGACGAUGGGGCUGAGAUUGCCAUGAUGCAGGAAGGCGAGCACACAGUCACCUCCAACAGCUCCGUCAUCCAUCGCCUCCCGGGCCAUGACAACCUGUAUGAUGACCCGUACCAGCCUGAGAUGGAGCCCCAGAGCUCAUCAUCAGCUGCCCGGCGCCGUGCCUACUGCCGCAACCGAGACCACUUUGCAACCAUCCGUACAGCUUCUCUGGUGACUCGCCAGAUCCAGGAGCACGAGCAAGACUCGGCGCUGCGCGACCAGAUGAGCGGCUACAAGCGGAUGCGGCGCCAGCACCAGAAGCAGCUGCUGGCUCUGGAGAACAAACUCCGGGCGGAGCUGGACGAGCACCAGCUGCGGCUCGACAAGGAGCUGGAGGCCCAUCGCAGCAACUUCUCUGCUGAGGCUGAGAAACUGGCCAAGAAACACCAAGCUAUAUUUGAGAAGGAGGCAAAGGCAGCCCUGGCUGAGGAGAAGAAGUUUCAGCAACAUAUCUUGGGCCAGCAGAAAAAGGAGUUGGGCAACUUGCUAGAGUCGCAGAAGCGGCAGUAUAAGCUACGCAAGGAGCAACUUAAAGAGGAGCUGCAGGAGAAUCAGAGCACACCCAAGCGGGAGAAGCAAGAGUGGCUGCUGAGGCAGAAGGAGAACAUGCAGCACUACCAAGCAGAGGAAGAGGCCAACCUUCUGCGCCGCCAGCGGCAGUACUUUGAGCUGCAGUGCCGCCAGUACAAGCGCAAGAUGCUGCUGGCCCGCCACAACUUGGACCAGGACCUGUUGCGAGAGGAGCUGAACAAAAAGCAGACCCAGAAGGACCUGGAGUGCGCCAUGCUUCUGCGCCAGCACGAAUCCACGCAGGAACUGGAGUUCCGGCACCUGCACACCGUCCAGCGCACCCGCACGGAGCUCACCCGCCUGCAGCACCAAACAGAGCUCUCCAACCAGCUGGAGUACAACAAGCGCCGGGAGCAGGAGCUGCGCCAGAAACACGCCAUGGAGGUCCGGCAGCAGCCUAAGAGCCUCAAAGUAGGUGCUACCUACACCCCGCCUUGCUGCCAGUGGUGCCCUGACGGGCAGGAUGCAAGGGGUCUGGAGCCAGGGCAGGGGCACCCAGGGGUUGUGGAAAUGGACACAAAUGAGGACGGAAGUCUAGAGCCUGUGCAGGGCCACUUGUGUGGGCCUGGUCCCUGUGACUGUGCAGCCAGGGUUCAGAAAUUCCCGGCAGAUGCAGAAUCUGAAUGUGCACACUUUGGGCCACUAGACUCAAGAGGACGUGAACCAACUGUUUCAGAGUCCGGUAGCCCUUGUCAUGAUGAUCUAGGCCGAUGCAAACCUAUCGGAGAGGUUCUGGAGCCAACUCAGGGUGUUGUUGUAGACACAGGAAUAAAAUGUCCCAACCUUUUAGGGAAGUAUAGCCAUGAAAUGGGGGUUCUGGAGCCAGAGCUAGACUGCCAUGGGCAUGCGGUUUUAGAGUAUGGCCUGGAGGAGGAAGAGGAGGAGGAGGAUCUAGAACUGGAUGCAGUGCGUAUUGGGGCUCUUGUACAGGACUGGUCACAAAAGGGGGUUGGAGAUCUGGAUGAGCAGGGUUUGGAGGCCUUGGUGCCUGAAGCAAAGUGUCCUGGGGGCGUGAAGCCUGAUUGGCAAUGCCUGGCAAGCGAAAUUCCAGAUGGGCAGGAAGCUGCAGCUUUAGAGCAGAGACAGGAGUGUCUUUGGCUCAAUGGGAAGGACGAGGAAGUCCUGGAUCCAGACAGAAAAGAAGGUUGGAUUCCAGAUUUCAGUGAAACAAGCUUGAAACAGCAUGAACACUGUGGAGAGGGAGUUGCUGAUCUAGAAGUAAGCCAGAGGUUUUUUGGGGUGCAGGAUCACUUUGAAGAGGGAUCUGGGGUUCUGUUGUCCAUUCGGGGGCGGCCAGGCGUUCCAGAGCCUGAUGGGCAAGAGGCUGAUAAGCUGGAUCCAUUCACAUGUGAGGGCAAUUUAUACUCUCAUGCCUUACCCACUGUCCUAGAAGAGGGGGCCCUGCGAGGCCCAGGAGAUGGCUGCCCAGCCCCUGAAGACCCCUACAGCCAUCAGGCCAGCAGCAAAGCCCGCCCUGUCCCACCUCCCAUGGCAGCCAUGCUGCCCCAUGCUCUCUGCGUGGUCUUGGCACUGUUAGUCUCUGCCUACCCAUGUGCGCCAACUCUCUUGCUGCUCCUCGCUGCACUGUGGGCGCAGGGGGGCGGGUUUCAGGAUAUCCUCCUGGCCCUCGAAGGGGCUCUAGUGGGCCUGGGGGUUACGUACACUUUGUUGCACUCUGUCUUCCUCCUAUCUGGAGCGUCCUUUCUCCUCCUGGCCAAGAUGGCGGGGGCAGUGGGUGUGGUGGGGCUGAGUGCCAGUAGGGAGCGCCUGUACGUUCCUGUCAUCCUCCUGGCUUCCUACCUGUUAGCUUCUCCCUGGCUUUUCCUGCCCCUUUACCUCUUGGGGGCACUCGCACGGCACAGCCUGAGGGGAUUCCCCCGCCGUGCCCGCCGCUUCUGGCUCCUGGCCCUGCUCCGUCUCCCACGCCCAGCUUUCCGCAUCCUCCAGCGCCUGGGGCUGGUCACCGAGCAGGGGCUGUUCCGCCUCUUCCCCAAAACCAACAAAGGCGGCUUCCGCAGCCGCAUCCCAGUGCUGUCCCGCCAGCGCCAGCCAUCCCUGCCCUGGCACCGCAAGGCCGCGGCCCUUCUUGCCAAGCCCAUUUGCAGCAUCAACAAGAUCCUCACGGAGGUGAUUUGUGCUCAGCUGCCUCCUUCGGCCCUGCAUUGCCUCAAGGGGCUGCAUGUCUUGCGAGAGGAAAGGCCUUCCCGCAUCCCCCGCCUGACAGCCAGGCCCCGGGGGCAUUCCGUAGGGUCAGCGAGGCGCAUUAGUAGGAGGAGAAGUGUGCAAGGAAGCCAGCCUGCCAGGAGACCCUGGAGAUAAGGAGCUCUUGGAAGGCUCCACAUUCUGUUGAAACAGUCCAUCCCAGUGGGGUUCUGGCAUCCUGGUCCUCUGGUCUCGCACACAGAAUUCUGGGAGGUUGGCCAGUCUCUGGACUUAUGGGAGAUCAGGCAGAGCAAGUGACAGUAUUUACUCUGAAAACCUACUACUUUCCAUCCAGUGUUGUGGUACUGGUAUAGAGAACCCAACAGCAAGGGGAGAGAAUUUAAUGUCUUAAGGCCGGGGACCCCUCUGAGCCUUUGAUAAGAGGAGUUUUGAAGUUGCGGGAGGACCAGAAGUUUGUGUUAGCUCCUUAUUGGUUUACACAAUGGGGGUGGGGCGGAGCGUUGUUGAGUGUUCAUUACCCUAACGAGGAAAGAAUCACCUGAUGACGCCCUUUUGAGCUGGCUGUUUGGGUGGGUUGGGUAUUUUUUGGCGCCCGUUCCAGCUGGCUGGGAGAAGAUGUGGAGAUGUGGGUUAAGCUGAAGAGAUUUCCAAGCCCCUUAGAACUGAGGUGUGAGGUGCAUGUUUGCUAGUGUCUGAGGUCGAAAGGUCCUGUUCAAUGUGCCCCAAUGAAAUGAAGAGUUUGCUAAGGGGGCAGAGGCUGCAGUUUGCAGAAUACUCAACUCUUACAACCAUUUUCCAGUAACCUCUUUUUUAAAAGUCCAGGCACUCUUGUUUCCAUCUUUAACCCACUUUGAGCAAUGAGGGGAUAAGUACGGUCCUCCAUUUCCUUCAAACAUAGAGCCCUCAAAGAAGGUAGCGGGUGCUGGUGCGGAAUAUACAGUCAUCAAAAUAAAUGGGCUUCUGUUCAUUAUCCGCUCCUGAAACGGUUAGGAUCCAUAUCGGCUUAAAUUUUAUCAUUCUCCCUCCCUCUCCCCCACUGAACCUUGUUUCAAUUGAUCUGGAAACUUACGAACCUAAAGGGGUGUACGUUUCAAGAAAUCAGACUCCUCCCAGCUCCUAAGGGCUUAACUAAUUUUAGGUGAUUCUUUCGCCGUUAAUAUAUAUAUUUCCACCGUUCUACAAAUAUAUAUAUAUAUAUAUUUAUCAUUUUCCACCCCCCCAAUUGUAACAACCUCCCUUCACUUCAUUUUUUUUUUACUUGAAUGUACAUAUUUCAAGCUGACUUUUAAUUUUAUGUUUGUGUAUGUUUGUGAUUUUUUUUUGGCUAAGUUUUAUAUAAAAUGAGUUUUUGUGGGGAGGGACAAAGAGCUAAUGUGAGUUUUUUUAAUUAAAAAAUGACUGAAAAUGGGAGAAUUUUUUUUUUUAAUUCAACUUAUUGCUACAGGUUUUUCAUUUGAAAGCAUAAUGGGCCAAUCAAGCAAGCAGUUCUCUCUCUCUCUCUCUCUCUCUCUCUCUCUCUCUGUUUUGCCCUUUUAAAAGAAAUCUUCAAAUACCACAAGCCAGAACGGUUAGGGUUUUAACCUGUUUGCUCUAGUAAGAAAGGAAAAGUUAAAUUUGCCAUUGAGCACCUCCCCAAAUGCUGGGAUGGCUGGUAGUUUUUCAGGUGGUGAACCAACCUUUUGGUUGGCUCUCUGCAGGGUCCAUUCUAGGGAUAGCAGCUCCCCUUUCCCAGGGAGCCAACUGUUUCACCUUUCCUACCCCAGGAUCUGAAUGUCCCCAUUACUCUGAGAUCUCUGCCCUCAGUCAUCCACAGCUUGAGCUGUGGCAAUGGCAUCAGAGUGCCUGGCCCUUUCACACCUGGAUGAGAUGCUUGCCUUUUGUAACACAAGUGACACCCGUGUUGAAGAAUUCCGGGUAAUGCAGAAGCUCCUGUAGUCUUGCAGUGAUUUACUCGUGUCAUUAAAAAAAUGAUUACCUUGCCUAUUUUAGCACUCUAUCCCAGCCCUUACCAUGCCUUGUGCCCACCAGAUGUUUUGGACUACAACUCCAGGCCAUACUGGCUGGGCUGAUGGCCCCUAAACAUCUGGGGAGCACAAAGUUGGGAAAGGAUGCUCUAAUCAGACGCUGCAAUAUCUCAAUCAAGUUUGUAUAUGAAGAGCUUUCCUGAUAGAUGUCGUUUCUUUGUUUUUGGAAACAAAACCUGACUUUAUUUAAAAGUCAAUCUUUGGCAGCCAAAUAGGCACUAAAUUAACAAAAAAAUUAAAAGCCAAACUGGGGAGGUUGAGCUUGAAUAUCUUUAGAGAGUAAAUCCCAUUUUUGUCAUUUGUUUUUGCAGCGUUAAUUUAGAUUCCCAGACAAAGCGAGGAUUUUUCACAUUCCCAUGACACGCCAACCGUGUUUUAUACUGUUAAAUCAUUUUGUAACUAACAGCCUUGGCGCCUCAUUUUUACAUUGUUUCCUUUGUGCAUUUUUACAUAUUUUCCCCAGCUUGUGGUCUGAUUCUGUUACUACAGCCUUUAAAAAAACAAAACAAAACAACCCCAAGUUGAGAUUAUCCCCAGCUUUGUCUUAAUUCUGCAUUUAUCUAUCGAAUUUUGGUCCCAUUUUGUACAUCAAGUGCUUGUCCUGUGUUUCUCCCUUUUUGGUUCAUCUGUGGUCUUUUUUUAUUUAUUUCCAAUUUCAUUCAAAUCAUGAAUUAAUUUUUUAGCAUUCCUCCAUUUUUGGCCAAACUUACUUUCAUUAAUCCAGAUUCUGUUUUGUCCAUUUUAAUAGUGUACUUGUAUUUCUUCCUAUUUUGUGUGUGUGCGUUUGAGCUGUGGUUUCCCCCAUAUCCUCCUUGCAUUUUUUUUCUCUGUUAAAGAUUUUUUAUUUAUUUCUCCCAUUUUGUGUGGGGAAGGUUUUCAUCUGUGGUUUAUUUAUUUCUCCCUUCCCUGUUGUGGAUGCAUGUGAAACUUUGAAGGAAAAAUAAAAAGAAUUCUGCACCACACUUCACCACCUCUGUAUUGUGAGUUUUGAGUUUGGUUUUAUUUAUUUCUCAAUUCUUUAAAAAAAUAAAAUAAGGCACUUUAAGCUUAGGAGCUGGGCUACGAGUCUGUUUUCACAUCUCUGUUGCCCCCAAACACCUUCUAUUUAAGCUUCCCUCUCCCUGAAAUUUUGCACCGUAUGUUUGUAAAAGUUUGGAGUAUUAUUCAAAACCUAAAUCGGAGGGGAUCUAGGCAUUUCAUAGAUCUGCACCCCACUAUUACCAUUAAUUUUGAGUAGCUGUAACUGCCCAUAAUUUUCUACACUCAGGGAUGGUGGGAAUGCUCCUGAAAUUAUUUAGAAUACUCAAGGAGAAGGGGGGGAUGGAUGAAUCUGGGCAAUUUUAUUAGCCUGCCUGUUUUACAUCAUUUCCAUUCGCUGCUUUAUGUUCAAAAGUGGAACUGCUCCUGCAACCCCCACCGCCCGAAAUGAACAACACCCUUGGUAGCUGAUGCACUUGUAUCUAAGGGACAUUGGAAAGCAAUACAUUUUUGAGUCAUGAAAAUGUGCAUUUGGGAGAGGCAGCUGCCUCAGGCAAUCGGUUUUUGGGUACCAUUUGGGAGGUUGCUUUGGGAGGCUGCUUUUUUUGCAUGUAGCACAACCCCCUGGGAACAUCUCUGUGAGGAUCACUCUAGAAUUCUUCCUGGUGGUUUGUGCCCUGUGUGAAUACAUUGGGGGAGGGCGGCUUGACUUGUGCCAGCCUUUAUUCUCUGCAAUCUGGAGUACCACGGAAUAAUUGCGCACACAGCUUCCACUCAGAAAUGACACAUGUGGGCUCCAAAAUAAACACAGGCCCACAGCUUUGAGGUGGGUUCCUGCUGCAUCAUAUGACAAAGGUCCCCUCUCCCAGAGGCUUCUCAGAGGUCAGCCACAGCAGUGACAAAAGUGUGCGUGUUCCACCUGCCUUACAUUAGUCUCAGUUCAAAAAGCAUCCUUCUGCUUAAUCUUUAAGCAUCUUCCUCCCUGACCUCCUGGCUGUGAGGCUCAGUUUUCCUUCUGAGGCACAAGAGUUGUCUCCCAUCCUCCCCACAACGCCACUACCUGCCCAUUCCUGGCACCCAUGUAAGGCAUCCACCCUCAUUCAUCCCAUUCGUAACACAAGGGGCUUUGGUAUUUGCUCUGUGUGUUUGAUAACAUUUUUGUAGACCACCUUCUAACCAGGAGGUGGCACAGAAAUAGAAACUCAACUUUGCUUUCUCCCAACCUCUGGCUCCUAACCGGGAAGUUUUAAAUGUUUGUGGUGCACCCCAUACGCUCUCCCCAGCCCCAGUGCGUUCCUUAAAAGAACCUGAACACUGCUUACGGUAGAUAAGGAGAGGGCAGAGAAGAGGUAUCUCUUUCAAAGGGGUGGUGCGGUUUGAGCCCUCCCCGCUCACUGACCCAAAUGGGAUCAACUGGAAGGUGCCCCAAUGAGAGUCUCAGAUAAAGGACUGCUCUGAAAAGUGUUGCCUGAUGUACAGUGACCAUUCAGUAAAACAAAUGCUGGAGACAAAAAUGGGGUGGGUUUUGAACAAUUUAAAAUAUAUAUACCCGUAUAUUCCGGCAUAUAAGACGACUGGGCAUAUAAGACGACCCCUGACUUUUGAGAAGAUUUUCCUGGGUUAAAAAGUAGUCUUAUACGCAGGAAUAUACAGUAUAUGGUUGCUGGCCUUACCUUGUGUGGAGUGUGUUUGUGUCUUUUUAGCACAGGACUAGGCUACUUGGAGGGACGCGGGUGGCGCUGUGGGUUAAACCACAGAACCUAGGGCUUGCCGAUCAAAAGGUCGGCGGUUCGAAUCCCCGCGACGGAGUGAGCUCCCGUUGUUCGUUCCCAGCUCCUGCCCACCUAGCAGUUCAAAAGCAUGCUAACUGCAAGUAGAUAAAUAGGUACCACUCCGGCGGGAAGGUAAACAGUGUUUCCGUGCGCUGCUCUGGUUCACCCGGAAGCUGUCUGCGGACAAACGCCGACUCCCUCGCUAGGGCAAGAUGAGCGCCGCAACCCCAGAGUCAUCCACGACUGGACAUAAUGGUCAGGGGUAUCUUUACCUUUACCUUUAGGAUACUUGGGGAAAAUACACACAUGCACACACUCUGAGGUACACCCCUUCCUUACUUUGCGUGAACAGUAGCAGAGGCUCAUCUUAAAAAGUUCUUCCCCUGAGCAUCUCAGUUGUGGGUGUGAGCCCAAGACACAAGCAGCUAGGACCUUGAAGAGCAUAAGGGAAGAAUUCAAACUUGGUCAAUAUUUGAUCCUACUUGGGGGUGGAGUGGGGGGUUGGAAAGUCCUUUUGCCAGUGUUGGAGCUCAUACUAGAACGGGAGUGAACAGAGCCAAGGCUGGUGGCCCUUCGGCCAACUCUCAGCACGGUCCUACUUGGAAAUUAGUUGCACCAGGACUGCUGCUUUGUCAUGAUCACAGAUAAUUCCCCUUAUAUCCUGCCUUUCUCCUAUAAUGAAUAUAUGAAGCUGCCUGAUUCCAGGUCAGGCUGCCGGUCUGCCCAGCUGAGUGCUGCAUAUUCUUGGCUGGCAUACUCUUGGCUCUGCAGGGUUGGGCCUAGUGCAUCCUCACCUUUAACUGGAGAUACCAGAGGGACUGAACCUGGGACAUUCUGCAUGGGAGCCUCUAGGAAACGCGUCACAUUCAAGUGGCUUUGCCUUCGGUGGGAAUUGUCACUUGGUUAAAUGAAGGACAGGGCCUCCCCACCAAAACCCUACUGGUGGGAGUUGUUUGUCUAACACAUGCUCCUCUUUCUCUCUCUCUCUCU
Zootoca vivipara (common lizard) is the source of this 10625-nucleotide messenger RNA. RefSeq names its product TAO kinase 2 (gene TAOK2). Gene Ontology annotation, biological process: protein phosphorylation. The record is from RefSeq and is a predicted model, not a curated record. Lineage: Eukaryota; Metazoa; Chordata; Lepidosauria; Squamata; Lacertidae. Gene Ontology annotation, molecular function: ATP binding; protein serine/threonine kinase activity. Gene Ontology annotation, cellular component: cytoplasm.